Messenger RNA from Brassica napus (rape), 2340 nucleotides. RefSeq lists its product as uncharacterized. The transcript has a single exon. The coding region runs from base 1 to 2340 and encodes 779 amino acids. NCBI's taxonomy places the organism in Eukaryota, Viridiplantae, Streptophyta, Magnoliopsida, Brassicales, Brassicaceae. The record is from RefSeq and is a predicted model, not a curated record.
AUGUUUGAUGGUUCGGAAAUCCGAGAAUGGAUUUAUCGUUGCGAGCAAUUCUUUUCAAUUGACAGUACCCCACCAGAACUAAAAGUUCGUUUCGCCUCUCUUCACAUGACCGGCAAGGCUUUACAAUGGCACCACGCUUAUAUCGCCAACCGCUACAACGUGUUCCCUCUAUGGCCAGAAUACGUUGCUGCAGCAUCUGAACGCUUCAGUGAGCUCUUUGACGAUCCACUAUCCGAGCUAGUCAGCCUGAAACAAGGGAGCGACUCCAUUGAUGUGUAUCUUGAAAAGUUUGAUUCAGCUAUGAUAAGAAUUACUCUUGCUCCGGAGCAUGCUCUGAGUAUCUUCUUGACAAACAUGAACCAGCACUUAGCUCUUCAUGUUCGACAAUUUAACGUCACAACCGUACCAGCAGCAGCAAAGAUAGCAAAACUCCAUGAGUUAUCUUUGGCGCACACACCAGCUAAAACAUCGCGCCCAGCUUUCAACUCCUCUCAGCGAUCUAGCUUCACACAAAACAAGAACCAGUACAGCAGCACAACACCAACUACACCCAACACCACUAGCAAUCAAAACAAACCAAUACUCGCUACCCCACCACAUAAGCGAAUCUCUUUCGACGAGAUGCAAGAACGGAAACGAAAGGGUCUGUGUAUGUAUUGCGACGAACAAUUCACACCUGGUCAUCAACUCAAGCAUCGACGCUCUGAGUUUUUAUUGUUGGAAGCUGAUCCAACAGAGUUUGACAAGGAAAUCGCUCUUGAAGAACAAAUUCGAGAAACAACUAUCGAAGAUGAAGACGAUAAAGUCCCCACUAUUUCCAUCCAUGCCUUAAAUGGUUGCCCAACAUUUAACUGUAUGAGACUUCUAGGCCAGUAUGGAAAGCGGAAAAUACACAUUCUAAUCGAUCCCGGCAGCACACACAACUUCCUCGAUCUACAAAUUGCCAAGGGUUUGGGAUGUCCCUUGACACCAAUCAAACCAAUGUCUGUUGUUGCAGCUAGUGGAGACUUGAUUACUAACUACAAAUGCAGCUCUUUUCUGUGGAAAAUGCAGGGCUACGAGUUUAAAACAGAAACAAGAACACUACCACUGGGAUGUAGUGACUUGGUACUAGGUGUUCAAUGGCUCUCUACCUUGAGACCUAUCCUUUGGGAUUUUCUAAACCUGCGAAUGGAAUUCAACUUCAAGGGUUUGAAACAUGUUCUCCGAGGGACAACACCGAACUCCUCUAAGGUUGUCACGGGAAGCAACCUAAACAAGCUGAUCUUACAAGAACCUCAACUCGCCCUACUCCACUUAAGAGAAGUCGACAACACCAUACUCCCCCAACAGCCACUUACUCCAGAAGAUAUCUUCUAUCAUAUCGAAGCCAGCGACCCAAAACUCGAUAUGAACGGAGCACUUACUCAACUACUCGGAUCCUACACGGACAUCUUCGAAGAACCAUCAUCUCUCCCUCCAUUCCGAGAAGGUUUCAAUCACAAGAUCCCGCUCGAGUCAGGAGCUAAUCCUGUCAACUUACGACCAUACCGAUACUCAUCUAUGCAGAAGGACGCAAUUGACAAGAUGGUUCGUGAGAUGACCGAUCAAGGAAUUAUCCAAUACAGCUCCAGCCCCUACGCAUCUCCGGUGGUUCAUGUGAAAAAGAAAGAUGGUUCAUGGAGACUUUGUGUCGAUUACAGAGGUCUAAACAAACAGACGAUCAAGGAUAAAUAUUCUAUACCUCUCUUAGAAGACCUCUUAGACGAGCUGGGUGGCGCCAAAUUCUUCUCAAAACUGGACUUACGCGCCGGCUUCCAUCAAUUGCGGAUGUCACCAGAAGAUGUGUAUAAAACAGCAUUCAAAACCCAUUCUGGCCACUAUGAAUACCUCGUCAUGCCUUUCGGUCUUACCAACGCCCCAUGCACCUUUCAAGGCCUGAUGAACCAUGUCUUUGAACCGGUACUUAGAAAAUUCUUACUUUUCUUCUUUGACGAUAUUUUGAUAUACAGCGACACAUGGGAGGACCAUCUCGCGCAUCUGGACAUGGUUUUUGCGAUAUUACGCCAUCACCAACUAUACCUUAAACAGUCCAAAUGCACCUUUGGCGCUACAAAGAUCGAAUACCUCGGUCACUUCAUCUCAUCUGCCGGCGUAAGCACCGAUCCAAAGAAAAUAAAAGCAGUAGAAAGCUGGCCGUUCCUAAGAAUCAAAAACAGAUACGAAGUUUUUUGGGUCUUGCAAAUUACUACAGACGCUUUAUACAAAGCUAUAGUAUUAUCGCACGACCCCUUACCGUUCUACUACGCAAAGACGGUUUCUCAUGGAGUCCAGAAGCAGACACCGCCUUCCAAGCCUUGA